UGGUAUUAACUACUCUCCUGCUUAAUUUCUUGACCAGAUAUCGCUCUCAUGACUGAAACGACGCCUUCAGGAAAACCCAUUGUUGCUCGUGAAAAGACCGCACCGUUUCUCAUUCGGACCUUUGUGAAAGUUGGGACUUUUCAUCGUUUGUCGCAGUUCGAGGAUGGUCCUCUCCCAAUCGCGGAUGAGCAGCAAAUAUACACAUGGAAAGAUGCAACUCUUCGCGAAGUACUCACGACUCUUAGAACGAUCGCGCCUCACACAACAGAAUACCGUCAUCCACUAGCCCGCUAUACCUUUCGGGCAGUCUACGCGGACGCAGCCAGCCGCGGUCGCUUUGCCCAAAAGGAAUUGGGGACCGUCUACUCCCGGGACAUCUUAGGCGAGCCCGGUACACUCACCUCACCAGCACCACGACUCCUCCGCGACGAUGACGAAACAACUGACACUUCUGGCGACGCUAAUAUGGACCCAACAGAGGAGAAAGCUCGAGAAGAACGAACGCUUGACGAAUUAAGAUUCGUCCCGGGGGAUUACAUGUGUGUCAUGGUAGUAUUACCCAAGAAUGCUUCCGUACCUGCUGCGCUUUCGGGAGAAUUGUCUAUCAAAGGUUCGGGUGUGGGUGGGCCGCCUGCUGCUAAUGGCUGGAAAUCCAGUACCUCGAUUGGUGGCGGUAGACCGGGGGAUAGUGGAUGGGGAGGAAGUCUUGGGUCUGCGCCUGUGUUGGGCUCAGGACGCGGUGGGGGUCAUUGGCGAGGUGGGUCAGAUGCGCCUAGGGGAGGGAGAGGUGGUGGUAGGGCUAUCGACAGAGAUAGAAGGGUGCCACCGCCGAGGAGAGAGUCACCUCCGAGACGAGGGGGGUGGGGAGACCGACGAAGAUCUCUAUCCCGGUCAAGGUCAAGGUCUCCGCCAAGACGAAAGAACUCAAGAUACGACUGACCAUGCUCACACUCCAUACACUUCUUGUUGUACUUAUGCGGUCUUAUUCGUCUCAUUUCAAAACCUGUAUGUUUGGCUGGUUGACAGGAUAGCUGGAACUUGAAGCUGUCAGAUAGUGAGAAAUAAGAGGACAUUUAGAGCAAACAAAGAAAAACAAAACAAAACUCACUACGCGAUUCUAACGUGUCAUAGAACGCCUUAACCGCUAGGCCGAUUAGCCAACAUUGUCUUUCAUGCAUCAUCAACCACUAGCCGAACCUGAAACAAUAUAUUGGAAUUCCAAUUU
Molecule: messenger RNA, 1225 nt
Organism: Somion occarium
Lineage: Eukaryota; Fungi; Basidiomycota; Agaricomycetes; Polyporales; Cerrenaceae
Source: the annotation of a GenBank genome assembly